Silurus meridionalis is the source of this 1435-nucleotide messenger RNA. RefSeq names its product apolipoprotein Db (gene apodb). Bases 117 to 680 code for a protein of 187 amino acids. Gene Ontology annotation, molecular function: lipid binding. NCBI's taxonomy places the organism in Eukaryota, Metazoa, Chordata, Actinopteri, Siluriformes, Siluridae. Gene Ontology annotation, biological process: lipid transport; tissue regeneration; brain development. The record is from RefSeq and is a predicted model, not a curated record. The transcript has 5 exons.
UCCUCAAUCUCCUCAUUCUCCUCAAUCUCCUCAUUCUCCUCAUUCUCCUCAAUCUCCUCAAUCUCCUCAGUGUCUCUGACUCUGAUCUACAAGCAGACGCUCUCAUUGUCUCCACCAUGAAGCUGGUCAUUGUGUGGAUAUUUUUGCUGACACUGGUCAUAUCGGUGUCAUCUCAGGUCUUUCACUGGGGUCCGUGUCCGACACCCAUGGUCCAGCCCAACUUUGACCUGAACAGGUUUUUGGGGAAGUGGUAUGAAAUCGAGAAGCUUCCAGCAGCCUAUGAGAAAGGAACAUGCAUCGAAACCAACCUCUCUCUCAGACCCGACAAGACCAUCAGUGUGGUCCACAUUCGAACACGAAAGGGUAAAGUGAGGAUCGCUGAGGGAACAGCAACCGUACAGAACCAGAGAGAACCGGCUAAACUCGGAAUCAGCUUCUCCUACUUCACUCCCUACAGCCCGUACUGGAUUUUAUCUACAGAUUACGACUCCGUGGUUCUUCUUUACUCCUGCACUGAAUUUCUGCGGAUCUUCCACGUGGACUAUGCCUGGAUUCUGUCCCGCAGCCGCUCCCUCCCACCCGAGACCAUCUACCACGCCAAGGAGGUCUUUUCUAAAGACAACAUCGAUGUCAGUCGAAUGGUUCCGACCGAUCAGCACGGCUGUGAGGGUGGAGCUUAAAACGACCACCACUUCCACUCAUCUACAUUUAUAUUUACUUACACCAGAAUGACGGAUGAAUAUCUAUGAGCAUAAAAAUUAAUUAAUAUCCAUAAUCCUUUUUUUACAUUAGAUUUUCUGCAUUUGUGUGAAUUUUACUUUUACACACAAUCGUUAAUAAGAUGGAGCAAUUUGUUUUAUUUCUGUAAUCAAAAGUCUGUGUUUUAUAUUAACCCUGACCACACCCCGCCCCUGACCACACCCACUACCCCAACCACACCCCACCCCUGACCACACCCACUACCCCAACCACACCCCACCCCUGACCACACCCACUACCCCGACCUUUGUACAUGUUUAUGCAAAUUCAUUUUCUUGGAAAUAUUUAAAAUAAAAGCAUGGGAAUGUUUUAAUAUGGACACUUUUUAUUUCCUCCACAAUUAUUAUUUUAAUUGAGAUUUUAACAUAAAUAUGUUCAAAACGAUUACGUCAUACCCUUAUUCCUAAUGUAAUAAAUACUUGAUCGUUUAUUUCUCCUCCAGAAUCACAGCUCUGUAGCGCCCCCUGUCGACCCAUUCAACCUUCCACUUCUUUCUCUGCUGUUUAUUAUUAUAAUGAACACGUAUAUGUUUUUUUUAUGCUUGAGUCUAACACCGUGUUAUAACACUUUCUGUUAUUUCUGUUUGUCAUAAACACAAAUACUGCCUGUGUGUGCUAAUAAACAGGAAAAUCCUGAACAAAUAAACAAGUAAAUAAAUGCAAACCCUGAAAACUUA